UUCAUCACUAGCAAUUUUCAGUCUUUCCUUUAAUUGAAUCAUUUAUCUUAUUAAUUACCAAAAGCUGUAAGCUAGCUUCAAUUUUCUUUAAUGUCAACUACAAUUGAUAUUAAUCCUGAUGCUGAAUCAAGUGCUGCUGCUAAGGGAAAAGCUCCCCUAAUAGGAACUUCCACCACCCAUGGAGGAGGAAACAACAAGGGUAUUGCCAUAUUUGACUUUCUUUUGAGGCUAGGUGCUAUAAUUGCUGCUUUUUGUGCUGCUGCUACAAUGGUAACUAGUGAUGAGACCCUUCCUUUCUUCACUCAGUUCUUCCAGUUUGAAGCUGGUUAUGAUGAUCUCCCCGCUUUUCAGUUCUUUGUUAUUACUAUGGCAAUAAUUGGAGGCUAUUUAGUCCUUUCUCUUCCCUUCUCUGUUGUGGCUAUUAUUCGCCCUCACGCUGUCGGACCAAGGCUCCUUCUCCUCAUUUUGGACAUUGUGGCGCUAACUCUAAACACGGCGGCUGCUGCAGCUGCGGCGGCCAUAGUGUACUUAGCUCACAAUGGUAACCAAAGCUCAAACUGGCUGGCUAUUUGCGUACAAUUUGGUGAUUUUUGCCAGAAAGUGAGUGGAGCUGUGGUGGCAUCGUUUGUUUCAGUUGUUGUCUUCAUGUUGUUGGUUGUGAUUUCUGGUCUGGCUCUUCGAAAGCAGAAUUAAUUAGCAUGCUUUUUGUUUUCUUGCUUUCAUCAAUUAUAUAUGAUCGAUGUUUCUUUAUUAUUUCCUGUAUUAGGAGAAAUUUAAAAGAAAAUAUCAUUUUGUU
Molecule: messenger RNA, 796 nt
Organism: Hevea brasiliensis (rubber tree)
Lineage: Eukaryota; Viridiplantae; Streptophyta; Magnoliopsida; Malpighiales; Euphorbiaceae
Product: casparian strip membrane protein 1-like
Exons: 3
Coding region: 91-693 (200 amino acids)
Source: RefSeq, a predicted model, not a curated record